AAAACACAAUUGAUAAUAAAUGCCACAUUUGGAGAGUUGGUUACACGGACGUGAUCGUGUGUUUUCCAUGAUCUGAAAACCUUUCAAUCUCGGAUUACCGUUCUGGUUUCCACCGAAUUAUCACGUUACCUCCGAAUAACCUAUUGACAAAUAUGGCUUAUCGUAGACGACAGGGACUUUCUAGGUCUUCUACGUUCAAUGAAGGUAUUCGAUGUCUCCCCGAAAAGGAUGACGAUAAGGCGGCCACCACGUCUUCAGCCGCUCUGCCGCACAUAUCCUCCGAUUCUAGGCUUAACAGCUUUCGCUCCGGUGGUGCCUUUCAUUCGUCUUUUAAAUACCGAUCCAAGGGUUCUGUUACAUCUGAUUUUGCUUCCGUGAAGAGUUCGAACGAACGAGGGGGAUUUUGGGGCGUUUUGGCAAGAAAAGCUAAAGCCAUUCUCGAAGAUGAUAUUCCUCAACAAUCAAAUGCUCCUGGCAGUGUAAAGCAAGAACCGAUUAGUUUCUCAACAAGCAACCAGAAGCGUGCUGGCAUUCAGAUUCAGAAUCAAAAUAAAUCCUUUGAGGAUUUAAAGAAAAUGGACAGUCCCGCGAUAAGGAUAGGAUCGGACAGGAUGACACCCUCGCUUAAUCAAAUUGGUUACACCAUUGGCAAUUCUCUGGAGAUGAGAAAACCAGAAUUGAAGAAUGAGGAAAAGAAUCAGGAUCCUAAAGUGCAAUCUACUCAACCACAGAAGGACCAAGAAACUCUACUUCAGGCUUCUCGCGACGUGGCGAUUGCAACAGCUGCUAAGGUGAAACAACUUUUGCGGGAGCUGAAAACCGUGAAGGCAGAAUUAGCAUCCGCAAAAGAAAGGUGUUGUCGGCUAGAAGAAGAAAAUAAAUUGCUUCUAGGUGCUCGUGAAAAAGGAGACCACCCUGCAGAUGAUGACAUGAUUCGGGUUCAGCUAGAGACACUAUUGGCUGAAAAGGGGCGUUUGGCACAUGAGAAUUCAGCGCAUGCACUUGAGAACAGGUACUUGAGGGAAAUAGUUGAUUUCCACCAGCUAACCAUGCAAGAUUUGAUGUAUGCGGAUGAAGAGGGCGUUAUAGAGGUCAUACUACCCGCAACACCAGAAGCCUACCAAAAUAUGGUGGCAGGCCCAUUCUUUGAUGCUAGCAGGUAUGCUGAUGAUGAUGAAGAAUAACAUAACGCAUCUUCAUGGUUUCUUUUUGCGUCUUCUUCGUCUUAAAUCUUGAGUGAAAGUUGGUUACUAAUUACCACCAUAAGAGGCCACAUUUAGCACUUACUAAAACACCAUUGUGAAAGGUUGUUAAUCAUCAUCAUCACUUUUUCAAGUGUAUAGCUGCUGGUGGAUACCAUUGAUACAACUUACAUUUGGUGGUUGUAACACAUUACAAGUAUAUGUAUGACCUUGCAGCAUGUAGCAUCAAACGACCAAAUAUAAUAACACGCAUUGAUGAUUUUUGAAAA
Molecule: messenger RNA, 1471 nt
Organism: Helianthus annuus (common sunflower)
Lineage: Eukaryota; Viridiplantae; Streptophyta; Magnoliopsida; Asterales; Asteraceae
Exons: 7
Coding region: 153-1184 (343 amino acids)
Source: RefSeq, a predicted model, not a curated record